GCUAUUGGUACAGGAAGUAACGCUAAAUUAAGAUUUUAUCUUUUUCAGUCAUGCUUAGGAGGAACAGGCACAAUGUAUUAUACAUCAAUAAUUUAUUUGACAACUUUACAGAUUAACUACUAGAUCCACCAAAUCUCGGCUCCCUAUACAUUCAGUUUCUCUGUUCCGCGCACGCGCAGUUUGUCUAAAUCGGCCGGCACAGGGGACAGCGUGACAAGAAUCGGCCUGGUGAGCAAAGACUGCCCUUAAACUAAGUGAGGUAUGGCCCAAUUCGGGGGACAGAAGAACCCACCAUGGGCCACUCAAUUUGCGGCCACAGCAGUGUCCCAACAAGGCCACUCUGGACAGUCUCUUGACUUGAAUAGCCUGCACUCUCUUGGUGUGCAGCAGCAAUCACUUCUGGGAGCAUCCCCCUCUGUUUACUCUCAACAGUCAGCAUUGGCUGCAGCCUCUCUCAGCAACCAGUCUGCUGCAAACUAUCAGCUGUCUCAGCAAACUGCUGCUUUGCAGCAGCAAGCUGCAGCGGCUGCCGCAGCUCUACAGCAGUCUCAGCUUAAUACAGCCCUCCAGCAGUAUCAGCAACAGCAGCAGCAACAACAACAACAACAACAACAACAACAACAACAACAACAACAACAGCAGCAGCAGCAGCAGCAGCAGCAGCAACCCCCUCAACAGCAACUGUACAAUGUGCCUCAUCAGCUUCCACAGCCUCAACAGGCAUUGCUUUCUCAGCCACCCGUCGCCUUGCCUACCAGCCUAAGUUUGUCAAACCCACAGCAGACAGCCCAGAUUACUGUGUCAUACCCAACUCCACGUUCAAGCCAUCAACAGCAGACACAGCCACAGAAGCAGCGAGUCUUCACUGGUGUUGUCAACAAGCUGCAUGACACAUUUGGCUUUGUAGACGAAGAUGUCUUCUUUCAGCUAAGUGCUGUGAAGGGGAAGACUCCUCAGGUGGGUGACAGGGUCCUAGUGGAAGCUGUGUACAACCCGAACAUGCCCUUCAAGUGGAACGCCCAACGCAUCCAGACGUUACCUCAGCUAGCAAACCAGUCGCAUCAGCAGCAGCCUUUACCUCAAGCUUCCCAACAGCUCGGCAGCCUUUACAAUGAGCCAGGAAUGCAGCUGCGCUACUCAGACAUGCACUCUACUUUGGACAACAGACAAAAUAGCCAGCCUCAACCUCCUAACAUGAUGAAGGCAGCCCCCACCAUGCUGCAGUCGCUACCUCCCCCAACCACAUUCAGUAUUCCGACCCAGGCUCCCCCUCCUUCCCUGCUGCAGGCCCAGCUGUCUGCUGCCUCUCUAGCCCCUCUUCUACAAAACCCUCCUCAGCCUCUGCUGCCACAGCCUCCACCCAAAGAUGUGUUCCCCGGGGGUCUGCUUCAGCCUCCAGUGAGAAUGAUGCCACAGCCGCAGCCUGUCCGGCGAAUUGAACCUCCUCCUCGUUUCCCCAGUCGCAAUGAUCGAGUCCCUGAGCUCAUCCUCAGGACUAAAGACGAACGCAGUGUGUGUAAUCAAUUCUUUAGUCGAGACAGAGACCGAGAGCGCAGACGGUCAAGAGAACGCUCCCCCACACGCAAACGUUCCAGAGACCGCUCCCCUAGACGUGACCGAUCACCUCGCCGGCCUCGCAGGGUGGUUCCUCGCUACACUGUCCAGUUUUCCAAGUUCAGCUUAGACGGUUCCAGCUGUGACAUGAUGGAGCUGAGAAGGCGCUAUCAGAGCCUCUACAUUCCUAGCGACUUCUUUAAUGCUGUCUUCACCUGGGUGGAUGCCUUCCCUCUGACAAGACCCUUCCAGUUUAGUAACGCCUGUAACUUCCACAUCUUACACAAAGAGGUGGAUCCUCUAGUCAAGAAUACAGCUGUGCUGGACCCUCCUGAUGCCAACCACACUUACAGUGCUAAGGUGAUGCUACUGGCUAACCCCAGUAUCGAGGAGCUCUAUCACAAGUCCUGUGCUCUGGCAGAGGACUCCCAGGAAGUCAAAGACUCCUUCCAACAUCCAGCUAGACUUAUUAAGUUUUUGGUGGGAAUGAGAGGUAAAGAUGAGGCCAUGGCCAUUGGUGGUCACUGGUCUCCCUCUCUGGAUGGAGCUGACCCAGAGAAGGAUCCCUCAGUCCUUAUAAAGACAGCCAUACGCUGUUGCAAGGCGCUCACAGGCAUAGAUCUUAGUCUCUGCACUCAGUGGUAUCGUUUUGCAGAGAUUCGCUAUCAUCGGCCGGAGGAGACACACAAGGGGCGGACAGUCCCUGCUCAUGUGGAGACAGUGGUUUUGUUUCUUCCGGAUGUUUGGCAUUGUCUUCCUACCCGCUCAGAGUGGGAGGUGCUGUCACGGCGACUCCGGGAGCAGCUGGCUGAGAAGCUGUCGGCUGAGCGAAAGGAGGCAGAUGGAGAACAGGAGGAGGAGGAGAAGGACGACGAUGAAUCGAAGGACGUUAGUAGUCCCACUCACUGGGCUAAACUUGACCCGAAAUCAAUGAAGGUGAACGACCUACGGAAAGAGCUUGAUUGUCGCUCUCUAAGCUCUAAAGGGUUAAAGUCACAGCUGAUUGCCCGUCUUACCAAGCAGCUGAAGGUUGAGGAGCAGGUGGAGGAGUCCAAAGAGCCUGAGAAACCAGAAUGCAAAGCUGCUGAGGAAGAGGAGCCAUCUCGCACUGAGGAAGACAGAGAGGAGGAAGAGAGGAAGAGGCUGGAGGAGCUUGAGCGACAGCGGAGAGAAAGGCGCUACAUCCUCCCUGAUGAGCCCACCAUCAUUGUACACCCCAACUGGGCAGCCAAGAAUGGCAAAUUUGAUUGCAGUGUCAUGUCCCUGAGUGUGCUGCUGGACUACAGACUGGAGGACAACAAGGAGCACUCUUUUGAGGUUUCUCUAUUUGCUGAGCUGUUUAACGAGAUGCUACAGAGAGAUUUUGGCUACCGCAUAUAUAAAGCCCUGGCUGUUUUUCCUACCAAAGACGAAAAGAAGGAAAAGGAGAAGAAAGCCAAAAAGGAAGCAGAAAAGAAGGAUGUUGAAAAGCGUGAAAUAAAGAAGGAAAAAGAGGAUGAUAAUGAAGAACCUGUAGGGAAAAAGAUUAAAGAGGAUGAGGAGGAGAAGAGGAAGUGUGAUGAAAAGGCUGUGAAAAAGGAGUCGUCUCGAGAUGAAGAGGAGAACGAAGAUGAUGGCAGUACGGUCAACGCUGAAGAAUAUGACCCCAUGGAGGCAGAAGAUGCAGAGGAUGAUGACGAUGAUGACAAGGAUGAUGACGAUUCCAAUGACAAAGACAAAAAAGACCACAAAGAUGACCGCAAGUCGUCAAAAGAGAGGUCCUCUAAAGACAAGGAGAAGAAGCUGAUGAUCUCACAUAACAAGGAGCUACUCAUGGCAUUUGUCUACUUUGACCAGAGCCACUGUGGCUAUUUGCUGGAGAGAGACCUGGAGGAGAUCCUGUACACACUGGGACUGCACCUUUCUCGUGCUCAGAUAAAGAAGCUGUUGAACAAGCCAGUGGUCAGAGAGUCUUGUUACUACCGUAAACUGACAGACAGGGGGAAGGAUGAACCCAUUCCUUCCUUUAAUGAAGCCCAGAUAGAAAACCUCAUAGGUAACCGAGGACUACUUCCUUCUCCAAAACUUUGUGCGCAGUCUGCAGCCACAGAGUCCAGUAAUCUGAUCGUGUAUAAUGGAGCCAUGGUUGACAUCGGCAGCAUGAUGCAGAAACUGGAGAAGAGUGAGAAAGCAAGAGAGGAGAUAGAGCAGAAGCUCAUGGUGCAGGGUGCCAAAAUGGAUGAAGAUGCAAAGGUUAAAGCUCAGGUGGAGCAAGCCAACAAAGCCUUGUCCAGGGAGCUGGAGGAGGUGAAAAGCACACUGAGCAAAACUGAGCAAAUUCUAAAGACUGCUGAGGAGCAGAAGACCGUCUACCACGACCAGAUCAGCAAGACGUCCAACACCUUGACGUCCACUGUCAAAGAGCUGCUGGCAGUGCUAAAAAAGCAUCAAGAAGUAGAAGAGUCUGGUGAUGAAGUUACUGGCGAUCACAUUCAAACGUCUCAAACAAACGGCGCUGAUAAAUAAGUGACAUAUUUAAAAUAAACAAAGCAAUCACACUGAUUAUUUUAAAAAUUGUAAAUAUUCCCUGAACAAGCAUACUUUGGUAGUGUUUAAUUUGUACCUAUUAUCUCCCAUGUACAUGUAUAAAUGAAUUAAUUGUGUUAAUUUGACCUCACUUUCUGUGUACAAUAGAUUUGUUUGACGGAUUUACAUUUCUUACCUAGAAUAAUAUGAACGAUUGCAUACGCUUAUUUUCAUAGUUAAAAUUAAUUUAAUUUCAGUUGUAAACUUUUUUCUUUUUGCCAUUGCUUUAGCUUUGUUACGGCCAAUAAAAUGCCAUGUUGUAGAUUUACAUGCCAAUUUGUGUGAGUAGUACUUUUCAGAGAGUUUUGUUUUUCUAAUUGGCAAUAAUGAUGCUAUUUAUGUGCAAGAUGAUUCAUUUAAAAAAGUAUAUUUAAAAGAAACUAAUUUUGGAUGGAAAAGGGUGGAAGGGGUUCAGACAGAAUUUCUUUGUGAAUCGUCCCAUCUUCUUUAACUACACCCGUGUUUUAAUAACACAUUCAGGUUGUAGUUCUUCUAUUUAGCCGUUUUUCAAACACGUGGCUGUGCAUGGUCCCUGCUCCUGUUGGACCUUUUUGCUGUAUGCACCUCCUGACUGUAUCCACCGACUGCUGCACUGUUUCAUGUUUUACUGUGCUGACCAUCUGUCUUGUUUUCUGUAAAAGGAAACUACACAUGAACCAAAAGAUAAGCUAAAUGAACGCGUGUUAUGCUGAACGAAGCUUUGUUGCAAUGACAUAAACAUUUAGAAAUCAUCCUCUGAACUUGUGUGCGUUGGUUUAGGUUGUUCUAGAAAAGAGGCACAAUUACAUUCAAAUGUGCUCCAAAGCAGGCGAUUUUAUUUUUCUAUUGAAAAUGUACGCUAUGGAUGUUGUGCAAGAGUAAAGUGGUCCAUUUUAACACUA
Molecule: messenger RNA, 5000 nt
Organism: Etheostoma cragini (Arkansas darter)
Lineage: Eukaryota; Metazoa; Chordata; Actinopteri; Perciformes; Percidae
Gene: ccar1
Product: cell division cycle and apoptosis regulator 1
Exons: 26
Coding region: 262-4059 (1265 amino acids)
Biological process (GO): regulation of DNA-templated transcription
Cellular component (GO): nucleus
Source: RefSeq, a predicted model, not a curated record